ACGCGCGUAUCAGUAUGUUCGAAAAGCGGGGACAUCCUUGAGCCAAUGCUGAAGAUGCAGUGGUUCUUAGACUGCAAGGACCUGAUGGCGAGGGCUGCCGAAGCUCUUGACGGCAUUCAGGUGUUUCCGGACAAGUUCAGGAAUGAGUGGAAACACUGGUUGUCACAGUCCAAAAACUGGUGCUUGAGCAGGUCGAUCUGGUGGGGACAUGGUAUACCAGCCUACAAAGUGCAAAUGGUCAACAACAAAAGCAGCUGGGUGGUCGCCAGUUCUGAGUCAGACGCUUACGCGCGUCUGAAAGCAAGUGGCAUCGACUCGACUGAUAUCGUUGUGAUGACGAAAGAACAAGAUGUGCUGGACACGUGGUUCUCAUCCGCCCUAGUUCCUCUGGUUGUCGCUGGCUGGCCUAAAGACUUUCAUCCGAAGGCCAACACCGCCAAUAACCUCUUCCCGUUGAGCCUUAUGGAAACCGGACAUGACAUUCUCGGCUUUUGGGUAGUCAAGAUGGUACUGCUUAGUCUGUCGUUGACCGAUGCGCUGCCGUUUCGACAAAUUGCCCUUCAUGGCUUGGUGCGCGACUCUCGAGGUCAGAAAAUGAGCAAGUCUCGCGGUAAUGUCAUCGACGUUACGGAAAUGAUCGAUGGCUCUGGCACUUCGUCAGAGAUGGUGAUUGGCGCAGACGCCUUGCGCUUUACGCUUCUCAAACAGAAUCUGCAGAGUACGUGCCGUUUGAUGUUCACUUUCUGA
This is a messenger RNA of Soboliphyme baturini, 747 nucleotides long. The record is from the annotation of a GenBank genome assembly. NCBI's taxonomy places the organism in Eukaryota, Metazoa, Nematoda, Enoplea, Dioctophymatida, Soboliphymatidae.